AUGGAAUCAAUCUCUAUGAUGGGAAGUCCUAAGAAUCUCAAUGAAACUUUUCUACCAAAUGUUGCUAAUGGCAUCAAGGAUGCCAGUAAGAUCACAAUAGGUGUCAUUGGAAGUGGAGACUUUGCUAAGUCAUUGACAAUUAGACUUAUCCGAUGUGGGUACCAUGUGGUUGUAGGAAGCAGAAACCCUAAGCUUGCUGCUGAGUUCUUUCCCCAUGUGGUUGAUGUCACUCACCAUGAAGAUGCAGUGGCAAAAACAAACAUCAUUUUUGUAGCCAUACACAGAGAACAUUACACCUCUUUGUGGGACCUCAAACAUUUGCUCACUGGUAAAAUCCUGAUCGAUGUCAGCAAUAAUACAAGAGUAGACCAGUAUCCAGACUCCAAUGCAGAGUACUUGGCGUCACUUUUCCCGGAUUCCCUGAUCGUCAAAGGAUUCAAUGUCAUUUCAGCUUGGUCACUGCAGUUAGGACCAAAGGAUGCCAGCAGACAGGUCUAUAUAUGCAGUAACAAUGUUCAGGCUCGCCAUCAAGUUAUUGAACUUGCCCGUCAGCUCAGUUUUAUUCCUAUUGAUUUGGGGGCAUUGUCAUCUUCAAGGGAGAUUGAAAACUUACCUCUGCGGCUGUUCACACUGUGGAAGGGGCCUGUAGUGAUUGCCAUUAGCCUGGCAACAUUUUUCUUCAUCUAUUCCUUCGUCAGAGAUGUAAUCCAUCCGUACGUGAAAAAUCAGCAGAGUGACUUUUACAAGAUCCCCAUCGAGAUUGUGAACAAGACUCUGCCAACCGUGGCUAUCACUUUGCUUUCUCUAGUGUAUUUGUCAGGACUUAUGGCAGCUGCCUAUCAGCUUUACUAUGGUACCAAGUACAGGCGAUUUCCACCGUGGCUGAGCAACUGGCUCCAGUGUCGGAAGCAGCUCGGGCUGCUCAGUUUUUUCUUUGCAGCAGUGCACGUGGCAUACAGCCUCUGCCUGCCCAUGAGGAGGUCGGAGCGAUACCUCUUCCUCAACAUGGCGUAUCAGCAGGUCCACGCAAAUGUGGAAAAUUCUUGGAAUGAGGAAGAAGUGUGGCGAAUUGAAAUGUACAUCUCCUUUGGAAUAAUGAGUCUCGGAUUGCUUUCUUUGCUGGCAGUGACUUCCAUCCCUUCAGUAAAUAGUGCCUUAAACUGGAGAGAGUUCAGUUUUAUUCAGUCUACCCUUGGAUACGUUGCUCUGCUCAUAAGUACUUUCCAUGUACUGAUUUAUGGAUGGAAAAGAGCUUUUGAAGAAGAGUAUUACAGAUUUUAUACACCACCAAAUUUUGUUCUUGCACUUGUUCUCCCUUCCAUUGUAAUUCUAGGUAAGAUCAUUUUACUUUUGCCAUGUGUAAGCAGGAAACUGAGAAGAAUUCGAAGAGGAUGGGAGAAAAGCCAUGUUACAGAAGAAGCAAGUGGGUCUGUUCCACAUCUCUCUCCAGAAAGGAUAACUGUGAUGUGAUGAUAGACUAAUAUUUGUU
This is a messenger RNA of Merops nubicus (carmine bee-eater), 1489 nucleotides long. RefSeq names its product STEAP family member 2, metalloreductase (gene STEAP2). Gene Ontology annotation, cellular component: plasma membrane; endosome. The transcript is spliced from 4 exons. The record is from RefSeq and is a predicted model, not a curated record. Gene Ontology annotation, molecular function: cupric reductase (NADH) activity; ferric-chelate reductase (NADPH) activity. Bases 1 to 1470 code for a protein of 489 amino acids. Gene Ontology annotation, biological process: copper ion import. Lineage: Eukaryota; Metazoa; Chordata; Aves; Coraciiformes; Meropidae.